AUGACACCGGUCACAUCUUCACGGAAUGAAACAAUAAUUAUUGAUGAGGAUUCUGAAGAGUUGGAUCAUUCGGAUAUUGAUAUACUUACAAAUCGAUUUAACGGAUUUAAUGAUAAAGCUCAUGUCAAACUAAAUACAUUCAAUACACCUGAUGGUGGUGGUGGAGAUGGUGACGGAGGGUCUGACUUAUGUCGUUUGCCGGGCGGCUCGGCGUCAGUUCCGCUCUAA
Didymodactylos carnosus is the source of this 228-nucleotide messenger RNA. NCBI's taxonomy places the organism in Eukaryota, Metazoa, Rotifera, Eurotatoria, Philodinida, Philodinidae. The record is from the annotation of a GenBank genome assembly.